AUGGAAGCACCAUGCCGAACAAUAGCAGUGGCAGCAUUGCGAGUUGUGUCAGGUGGAACCAUUGUCCUUAAUGGGAACGGGACAGACCAGCAACCGUUCGACUGUCAGAAACUACUUACGUUGCAUUAUCGUGGCAUCCCGCAAAUUACAAGGAACGUAACGAUAACAAGUUUAAAUUUUACUCGAGCCCAUAUACAAUGCCUGACAGGGUUUUGUUUUAAUCGGUCAGACCAAGAUCUACGAGUCACUUUAACUGGAAUAACAUUCUUUGAAACACCCUUGAGAUUUAUAGACUGUUCUGAAAUCACGCUUAUCAACUGCACCCAUCAGAACGCCACUGAAGCUGUCAUUAUUAACACUACAGCUAGCUCAAUAACAAAUGUCACCAUUCGAGGUUCUCUCUUUCAAAACAACUCUCUUUGUGUGAAAAUACAAUUUCUUGGAGGCUCUGACACAGACUUGAAAUUCUCUUUAGAUAUCAAGGACACUAAAUUCCUGAACAAUGGGAUUUUAGAUUAUUUCGAAUCAUUUUACAGGGGUGCUCUUGUAUUAACAAGUAAUAUUUCUCGCACGAUUGAUCUGUCUAUCGUUGUUGAAAAGGUAAAGAUAGCUGACAGCGGCGGCCAAUUUCUAGCGAUCGACCUCCCCACAGCUAGUACGUCAGAGAAGUACGGUGACGUCGUCCUUGAGCGGAACAGCUUCGUUAUCUCCCAGAGGAAGUCUCGUAGCCUUUACUAUUCAAUAGUGAAGAAAGCCAAAGUAACAUUUCAUCGUCUACAGUGCAAGGAUAAUGAUCAGGUUAGAUGUGUAACAAUCUUUGCAAGAAAAAAUGCAACACUUUUAGUCAGAGUCCACGAAUCCACUUUUAACAAUAACACCGCAUACCAAUUAGGGAAUGGGACAUUGUUUGCGGCAAUCUUUCGAGUUGUGGGAAGCGAAAGUCAUUCUGGAACUGUCAUAAUUUCCAAUACGUCUUUUGUCAAAAAUAAUCAAACGGCCCUAAGCACAACUCCUAAUUUCGACUUGGCUUUAGUCAACGUAACCAUGUCUUCUUCACUGAACGGUUUGGGCAUCUUCUCCUGGGACCUGUAUAAUAAAAACAAUUUUCAUCUAAAUGUUACUAUCGAAGGCUGCAAAUUCCAGAAUAACACUCACGACAUAUAUGGUUUAUUUAACAACACCAUUAACAUCGCCUUUCGGGUGAGAAACACACUGUUUGACGGUAAAGAAGUACAGAGGCAUGUGAAGACCACUUAUGGUAUUCGUCUUAUUAUGCCUCGUUUAGAGAGGACAAAUGUUUCUCAAGCAGCAAUUGAAAUAGAAGAUGUGACGUUCAAAAGCAGACCUAGCAAUUCGUUUGCGUUCUUCUCCAAGGGUAACAACACGAUCAAGAUUCGCCGUUGCUUGUUUCAAGAAGGGUUUGGUCUUGAAAUAGACGAAUGGACGAGAACAUAUUACAAACACAAGGUCACUGAUAGGACCAGCCAAGGGGCACUCAUGUUCUUUUUCGAUACGGAUGAAAUAGAGAACAGAGGAUGUGUCGAUAACGAUGUGACAAACGAUACCCAUCGCACAUGGAAAUACUCCAGUCACGUCUUGCUCGAGGACACUACGUUUCAAAAUAACCUUGGACACAUGGCAGGAGCUGUUCAGAUCAUCAAUAGCUAUGUUAAAUUUCGAAGAUGCAAGUUCAUUAACAACUUUGCCGCGAGUGACACAGGACAGAUUUAUGUUGGACACGGAAGCGCCAAAGUUGAGUUGAACAGUUGCGUGUUCAAACGUACGAAGCUAGGAGAGGAAUUCCAAGGGAUUGCGUUUCGUUACAGAAGAUUUUUGUGUUCAGAGAGUGGAGGCCCGAUAAAAAUACUCAACACCUCUUUUCACUCCGAUAUGGGACACAGGUCCGAGCGGGGAUCUGUUAUACAAAUAACAUCCGGAGGCUACUUCGAGAUGGAUUCUAGCUCAACAAUCCAAUGUGCAGUUGGCAGCCAACUCUACUUCUCCAAUUUCUCUCAUUUUAUUUACGACGAAGGAGAUGACAGACACUUUUGUCGAGUAAAUUUAACAACUGAGAUAUUAAGUUGCAGAAUGUGUUCCUCUAAAAUGUACAGUCUUCAACGUGGCUUCUCUAAAGGACUAAAAGUCAAUAAAGGCUUCAGAUGUCAAAACUGUCCAUUUGGUGCCCACUGCAGUGGACCCAACAACAUUGUGGCAAAGCCCAAUUUCUGGGGCUACAAAAUCACCAAUGUUAGUAACAUUUCAUCCUUAAAAUUCGUACCUUGUCCAUGGGAGUAUUGUCAUCCUCAACGCAAAGAUUUAUAUCACGGUAAUGAUUACAACAGUUGCCAUGGCUUUAGGUCUGGUAUCCUGUGUGGAAGAUGUGCCACAGGAUACUCAGAAACGCUUUUCUCGUCAGAAUGUCGACAAUCCCACAAAUGCAGAUGGAAUUAUCUUUGGAUUCUUAUGGGACUUUACACCGUACUUGUUUACCAUUUAUCUAUUGAAGAAGCCUCCGCUGGUUCUGUAUUUGAAACGUCAAAUUCUGUGGUUCAAAACAGAUCGACAGUCCCCUUUCGAGAUGGAGGGACGUUCAUCUCUGCACAAAGCUGA
This is a messenger RNA of Pocillopora meandrina, 2610 nucleotides long. NCBI's taxonomy places the organism in Eukaryota, Metazoa, Cnidaria, Anthozoa, Scleractinia, Pocilloporidae. The record is from the annotation of a GenBank genome assembly.